AUGUACAACAGAAGUCCCGUGUCCUCAUCAUCUUCAUCUGAACUGGCACUGCCACCUCCUCCGAUACCAACAGGCAAAGGUUCGCGAUCGGCUGCUAGUCCGGUGUUCUCAGAAUUCAUCGAUAGAUCAAAACAUGUUCCUGAAUUGACCUUCCCGGAACACGUACCUCGUGGUUUCGUUCCAGCAGUGGUUGAUUAUCAAUCACUUAAAUGGCGCGACAGUGAGUCAGUCGAGCGGCUUUUGAGGUCGGCUUUGGAAUUUGGAGUGUUUCGGAUUAGUGGUCAUGGAAUAACUGUGGAGGAGUUACGAGCAACUUUGGCUGAAGCUAAAUGGGUUUUUGGAUUAUCAAUGGACUGUUGUCGACGUUAUGGUGAUCGCCAAGAGUUCGUGUGGUGCCACUCAAACGAGGCAAUGGCGGAAAAGGCUGCAAAACAAGCUAUCAGAGGUGACCAAUAUCAAAGUUUCAGGGACAAGAUGGAGAAUAUUUCUAGUAAACUUGGAGCAAUUGCAGGAGUAUUGGCUCAGGUUAUCUCAGGGAGUAUGCGGAAGCAAUCUACAAAGACUAUUCAACCAAUUGAAUCAAUACUGAGCUUAUAUAGAUACAAUCCAGCUAACGACAUAGACCAAAGAUCGUAUACAUAUAAUGAAAUAGACCACGAUUCAUGCAAAUAUGAUCUACGGCUCAAUCUUCUGCUAGGGCAAGGAGCAUUCAGUACUGUCAAAUCAGAGAGACCUCAUUUGUCUUUCAACACAAGCCCUGAAACAAUUGUUGUCACCAUUGCGGAACAACUUGUGGAAUGCUGGAGCCUUGGAGAGUUCAAUUCUGAUCUUGGGAAAGUAGAUAAUUUUGAGUCAAACAACAUCGGAAGCCAGCCUUUAUUUUCUUUUGAACUCAAGUACUCGUUUCCAAAUCUAAAUCAACGUCUCAGCAGCGCUAAAAGGACAAUCUCCCUUGUUGAUCAGAUCAUAAUUCUCGCGAUUGUCACUCUCCUGUACAGAAUAUUUGCCUUAACAUUAUGUUGA
This is a messenger RNA of Ilex paraguariensis (yerba mate), 1023 nucleotides long. The record is from the annotation of a GenBank genome assembly. Lineage: Eukaryota; Viridiplantae; Streptophyta; Magnoliopsida; Aquifoliales; Aquifoliaceae.